Messenger RNA from Cornus florida, 1407 nucleotides. RefSeq lists its product as uncharacterized. Gene Ontology annotation, molecular function: protein-folding chaperone binding. Gene Ontology annotation, cellular component: cytosol. Bases 176 to 1192 code for a protein of 338 amino acids. The transcript is spliced from 3 exons. NCBI's taxonomy places the organism in Eukaryota, Viridiplantae, Streptophyta, Magnoliopsida, Cornales, Cornaceae. The record is from RefSeq and is a predicted model, not a curated record.
UCGAGACAUAUCUCUCGCUGCUUUGUCCUCUCAUACUCAAAAAUAUAUCAUUCAAUCUACCGCGAUCAAGCACAUAUACAUAUAUAAUCGAACAACAUAUAUAUAUAUAUAUAUAUUUUUAUAUAAUCGAAGUGCAAGAAGAAGAGUAAGGGAGAAGAAGCAGAGAUCAGAGAAGAUGGGUGUGGAUUACUACAAAAUAUUAAAUGUGGACAAGAAUGCGAAAGAUGAAGAUUUAAAGAAAGCCUACAGAAAGCUAGCCAUGAAGUGGCACCCAGAUAAGAAUCCCAACAACAAUAAAGAAGCUGAGGCAAAAUUCAAACAGAUCUCUGAAGCAUAUGAGGUUUUAAGUGAUCCCCAGAAGAGAGCAGUGUAUGACCAAUAUGGUGAAGAAGGGCUAAAAGGCCAAGUGCCACCACCAGAUGCUGGUGGAGCAACCUUUUUCCAAACAGGGGAUGGACCAAAUGUGUUCAGAUUCAAUCCCAGAAACGCCAAUGACAUUUUUUCUGAAUUUUUCGGCUUCUCGAGCCCAUUUGGAGGGAUGGGUGGUGGCGGCGGCAUGAGGGGAAGUUCAAUUUUCUCUGGUGGAAUGUUUGGAGAUGAUAUGUUUAGUUCAUUUGGAGAUGGUAGACCGAUGAGUUCGGCUCCUCCAAAGGCAUCUCCAAUCGAAAUUUCUCUGCCUUGUAGCCUUGAAGAGCUCUACAAGGGGACUACAAAGAAGAUGAAGAUCUCAAGGGAAAUUGCUGAUGCAAGUGGGAAAACCUUGCCGGUACAGGAGAUUCUAACAAUUGAUAUAAAGCCUGGCUGGAAAAAGGGAACUAAAAUCACCUUCCCUGAGAAAGGGAAUGAGCAACCAAAUGUUAUUCCUGCCGAUCUUGUUUUUGUGAUUGAUGAGAAACCACACAUUGUCUUCACGAGGGAAGGUAAUGAUCUGGUUGUCACCCAGAAGAUAUCACUUGCUGAAGCAUUAACGGGUUGCACAGUCCAUAUCACAACCCUAGAUGGAAGAAACCUAACCAUCCCCAUAAACAAUGUGAUUCACCCGAAUUAUGAAGAGAUCGUACCGAAAGAGGGGAUGCCAAUGCCGAAAGAUCCCUUGAAGAAGGGCAAUCUGCGAAUCAAGUUCAACAUUAAAUUCCCAACAAGAUUGACAGCUGAGCAGAAGCCUGGAAUCAAGAAACUCCUGCCUUCAUGAUUCCGAUUGUGGUGGAUAGUAAGUGAGCUGUACCAUAAGACUUGUGUAUACAAAUUUUCUUUUACUUGGCUACUUCAUGGAUUAGUAGUGUUUUCAAUGUGUUUAUGUUUGUAAUUGAAAUAAAUGAAUAUUAGCAAACCUUAGUUACUCGAGAUGUAAAAAGGUUGAAUAAAAUCAAAUUUGAAAUUUGUAUGUAUAAAAUCUUAUUCGGUUAA